Molecule: messenger RNA, 390 nt
Organism: Perca fluviatilis (European perch)
Lineage: Eukaryota; Metazoa; Chordata; Actinopteri; Perciformes; Percidae
Gene: rpl38
Product: ribosomal protein L38
Exons: 6
Coding region: 18-344 (108 amino acids)
Biological process (GO): translation; protein-RNA complex assembly
Cellular component (GO): ribosome; cytosolic large ribosomal subunit
Molecular function (GO): structural constituent of ribosome
Source: RefSeq, a predicted model, not a curated record
UGAGUAUCUAGGGGAAGAUGGCCUGUGGACACGGGCAGACAGUGCUGUAUAAAAGCUUUCCUAACCGGAAGUUCCACCCCUUUUCAUCCCCUCUCUGGCAGACUGACGUUCAGUCGGCUGACACAAGCAGCAUGCCUCGCAAGAUAGAAGAAAUCAAAGAUUUCCUGCUGACAGCCAGGAGGAAGGAUGCCAAGUCCGUAAAGAUCAAGAAGAACAAGGACAAUGUUAAGUUCAAGGUGCGCUGCAGCAGGUACCUGUACACCCUGGUCAUCACAGACAAGGAGAAGGCUGAGAAGCUGAAGCAGUCCCUGCCCCCAGGUCUGGCUGUGAAGGAGCUCAAGUAAAUCCGUGAUGUACAGAUAAUUGUAAUAAAAAUUGGAAAAAGAGUAA